Gongylonema pulchrum is the source of this 351-nucleotide messenger RNA. NCBI's taxonomy places the organism in Eukaryota, Metazoa, Nematoda, Chromadorea, Rhabditida, Gongylonematidae. The record is from the annotation of a GenBank genome assembly.
UUGCAGGCAGCACAACUCCAUCAGACUGCAAAUUAUGUGCAGGGUGAACGAGUUCGAUUUGACCGAACGGGACAUUUAAACGAAGAACUUGAAUUUCGUCGUGCUCCGGCACCAGUGCAAUUCCCAACCCUGUUGUCCAAGAAAGAACUGCUAGAAAAACUACGGAAACGAAGCGAACAUCGUGAAGAACAAAUUCAUGAUAACGGUGCCGAGAUUGUUGAUAUUCCAGAAGUGAACGAGCAGGAUUACAAGGAUGCAGUAAGGGCAUUCCGGCAAGGCUGCGUUCGUAUCUCUGCUUUGCGAGUUCUUAAUGAGGAGAAGUGUACUUCCGCUAUCCUUGAAUACUACUAA